CACACAUUUCUUAAUCACGCCCUCCAAGCCAACAAACGCAACAUAGAUGGAACGAUUUAAUAUAUUACAGUGCUCGGCACUCUAGUAUUCCAAUUCGCCUCUUGUCUACUAUUGAUAACAUUCAGGCUUUCCCCGCUCCGCCCGCCGUUCCACAGCGUUGAUAAUGCCUCUUCCACCAGGCGCAAUGCAAGUGACAGUAGUGGGUAUUGUCUCAGGCAGUCUUUCGCUUAUUUUCAUUGGCUUGAGAUUAUGGUCGAGAUAUAUUUUACAAGCCACACUUGCUUUUAAUGACUAUAUGGCAAUUACAGCAAUGAUUGUCACUGCUGGUAUGAUCUCUUCUUAUAUUCUAGCUAGCUUCAUUGGUGGCCUCGGAUACCACGUCGAAGAACUUUUAAUGACAACUCCCCUAUUCUAUGCUCACUUCUUGAAGUUAUUCGUAGCUGGAGAGCUACUCUGGGCAGCAGCAAAUUCAAGUGUCAAGUUUUCAAUUCUCUCCCUUUAUACAUCUAUAUUCCCUAAUCAGAAAUUUGUUUACAUCUGUUAUGUAACUAUGGUCAUCAAUAUGGUUUACCUGGUCACCGUAAUCUUGGAGACAUUUCUUCUGUGCAAACCAGUUCGGUACACCUGGGACAAAAGUAUUCAAGAUGGAAAAUGUACAGGGCAAGAUAUCGCAUAUAUCGUUGCUGGUAUCACCAACCUCGCUCUUGAUGUUUUUGUAGUAUUGUUGCCAAUGCCAAUGCUACUUCGCUUACAUAUGUCGUUGGCAAAGAAAUUAGUAGUCAUCACAAUGUUCAGUGUUGGCGCGGUUAUUUGGGUUUUCUCUUUAUUGCGCGUCAUCUGGCUAUUCGAAUUUGACUUAGGUGAUAUAACGUAUUCCAGCCCCACGGGCGUUAUUUACGCGAUCUUGGAGCCAGCUCUUGGAGUUAUCAAUGCAUGCGUCCCAACUAUCAAGCCUGCUGUAAAUAGGGUUACUAGUCUUUGCCAAAAUUGGCGGAAUAGGAAAGAAGUUAGUACUGUGACCACAUCCGGCCCACCAUCAAAUGAGCAGAACGCUUACCGUACAACAUACGAUGGCUUCAGUGUUAGUUACUUACCUAUCGAAAACUCGAUCUCCUCACACAGUACUCAUGAGAUACAUUGUUCUGGUAGAAGUUUGGGGACUGGAGAUGGUAUUACUGUUACUCGACAGUGGGAAGUAACUGUGGGAAGUUAAUCACACCCAUGAGGAAGAGGAGUAAAUAAAGGCUGAAGCAGCUGGAAAUAUUCUAAAUAUAUGGAGUCAUUGAAAUGGUGUUUUUAAUACUUGACUAGUAAAAUUAUUUUUCCCCCACAGUUUUGAUGUUUUGAACAAUGGUUCACUGUUACUAAUUGUACAGAUUUAGAUAGUUAGAGGACUGGCAUAUGUCAGUCAAGGAUAUCAAGUGUGUAUAUACACCUAAUA
This is a messenger RNA of Daldinia decipiens, 1441 nucleotides long. RefSeq lists its product as uncharacterized. The transcript is spliced from 4 exons. The record is from RefSeq and is a predicted model, not a curated record. The coding region runs from base 164 to 1213 and encodes 349 amino acids. NCBI's taxonomy places the organism in Eukaryota, Fungi, Ascomycota, Sordariomycetes, Xylariales, Hypoxylaceae.